GCGGUGCUUGCCUGCCUCUUGGAGGGGGAAGGAGGGCAGGGCAUGGGCGCUGGCAGAGCCCAGGCAGGAGCCGCCGGGCGCUCCGGCUGGGGACAUCCCGGCUGGCAUCGUGCUGCUGUGGCUGUCCCGGGAGCUCCAGGAGUCCUGCUCACCUCACACGCUGUGGUGCCCGGCCGCCCACAGGGGUUGCGUGGGCAGCCCGGCUGGCUGGCUGGCGGGGGUGGGUUUGUUUUUCUCUGCCAGAGAGAAUCCCCACUAGCUGGCUGGCUGGCUGUCCCUUUACCACUCUCUCCAUGAAUGGGACUCUUUCACUGGGUGGAAACCUGAAUGAAAAAUAGGGAGGCUCCAGGCUGCUCUGCUCCGCCAGGAGAGGAGAGGAGAGGAGAGGACAAGCCUGGAGAACAAGCGGCAGCCUCGCAGCUCUCAGCGGGCCUCAGUGGCCUCCCCACUCGGGACCCUCCUGCUGGCUUCUCGGACUCCCAGCACUCCCAGGCCGCCUGAUUCCCCCAAUGGCCAGGUAAACAGAGAAGCUGAGUGGGCAAAGCUGCCCCCCUCCCACCCGUGCCCCACCCCCGAGUUGAGAUUGCAGCCAGCAUCCUCUCACUCCCGGGCUUGCCUCUUCAGAUCACAGCAGCAGCAGUAGGGGUAGCGGCAGCGGCAGUAGCAGCGGCAGCGGCAGCAGCUGUUCUCACUCACUCCAGCUCGGAUCCAGCUUCCGAGAUGCCAGAGCAGAGCAACGACUACCGGGUGGUGGUGUUCGGGGCAGCCGGAGUGGGGAAGAGUUCCCUGGUUCUCAGGUUCGUCCGGGGCACUUUCCGGGAGACCUACGUGCCCACCAUCGAGGACACCUACCGCCAAGUGAUCUGCUGCGAGAAGAGCGUCUGCACCCUCCAGAUCACCGACACAACAGGUAGUCACCAGUUCCCGGCCAUGCAGAGGCUGUCCAUUUCCAAGGGUCACGCCUUCAUCCUGGUGUACUCGGUCACCAGCAAGCAGUCCCUGGACGACCUGCUGCCCAUCUACGAGCAGAUCCGCCAGAUCAAAGGCGACGUGCAGAAGGUGCCCAUCAUGCUGGUGGGCAACAAGACGGACGAGGACCAGAGGGAACUGCAGGCCAGCGAGGGGGAAGCCCUGGCCAACAAGUGGAACUGCUCCUUCAUGGAGACCUCGGCCAAGAACAACUCGAACGUGCAGGAGCUCUUCGAGGAGCUGCUCAACCUGGAGAAGAGGAGACCCGUGUGCCUACAGGUGGACGGCAAGAAAGCCAAGCAGCCCACCCGGACCGCCCGGCUCCGAGGCAAGUGCUGUCUUAUGUAAGCCAGCCCCGAGGGUCGCGCCGCGCCGCGCCGCGCCGCCGCCGCCGCCGCCGCCGCCGCCGCCACCGCCAAGCUCCAGGACCCUUCGCUUUCUUUGCAUGGUGUCUGUCUUAAGGGCAUGGACUACUCCUCCCUGUCGGAAAGUGGCCCCCGCAGCAUUAGCGAUUCGUGAACGAGGGAUCUCAGCUCGUGGUUCGUCCUACACCAAAUCGGAGCCGAACAAACGUCCUUUGAGGGGUGGGGGGGAGAAACCAAAAUGGGACCGACCCGGACUUGCCACAUUUCCUGGGGGGAGGGGGGAGGGGGGCUCCUAAAGGACUCGAUCACUGCCCCAAACCCCGGCAAAGCAAACCCACCGCGGCGGCCGCAGCCUUCCCCGAGCCCAAGUAUUCCGAACUUUGAAGCCCCACCAAUUUGGCACCCAAAGGCCAGGCUGUCUGGGGAAUAACGCCGCGCACCCCCUUCCCUGACGCCACGAGUAAUCUUGUGUUUGAGCAGCUCGGAGUGUUGGCCCCAGAAAGCCUAACUUGCCUACGCUGCAUAGACUCGGAGAGACCCAUCUUCAGAUUCACCUUGAAGAAAGCGCUGUUGAGGCUGGAAGAGCUGAUCGAGAAAGCCAGCAGGAAGCCGGGUGCUCUCUCUACUGCUCGAUCCAGGGGGGAGAGGAUGGCAUUCGCUUACCAAAGACGUGCUAGUUGUUUCCGAAAUAAAGUUCUCGCUGUCUGUCUGUGUGUAUGUCUGUGUGUGUCCGUGUGUACGUGUGUCGCUCAGCAGCUUCGGUGGCAUGUGGCAGUGAUUUAGAAUAAGUGUGACUUAUUAAAGCUCUUUCUUGCAUGGAA
This is a messenger RNA of Monodelphis domestica (gray short-tailed opossum), 2155 nucleotides long. It is a transcript of the gene DIRAS3, whose product is annotated as DIRAS family GTPase 3. Lineage: Eukaryota; Metazoa; Chordata; Mammalia; Didelphimorphia; Didelphidae. Gene Ontology annotation, cellular component: membrane. Gene Ontology annotation, molecular function: GTPase activity; GTP binding. Gene Ontology annotation, biological process: signal transduction. The record is from RefSeq and is a predicted model, not a curated record.